AAACUGGCUUAUGACAGCACUGUGAAAACGGAAACAAAUGAUAUUUCAAGCCAAAUAAAUAAACAUUACUACUUUUUGAAGUUAGGAUAUUUUUUCGGAUAUUUUCAUUUUCAAUGUUUUAUUUAUAACUUCUUACUAACUUGUUUUCUUCUAAAUGUUUAUGAACGUUAAACAGGGAUUUACGUGGGCUGAGUCCAAGAAAGAAUGUGAUGUUAUUUCGUUUUUGUACAUUCAUCUGCUAAUUUUGUUGUCGUGAACUGUACAUUUUUCUAGUUUUAGAAAUUUCUUUGAAAGGAAUUCAAUGGUGGAGAAAUUAUUGAACGUUUCAAAACGAAAUUGUCGAGAAACUGUGAUUAUUUAUAAUAUAAUUUGUUAAAAUGUCUUUGAGUGUGGAUUCACCAAAAAGUUCUGAGGAGAAGACUACACCAAUUAUCCAACGUGUCUCCCCUAGAUGUAUAACUGGAGUUCUAUCUGGUGCAAAUAAAGGAGCUUUAGAUUGGGGCUGGCAGUCAUUUUUUGCAUAUGGAUGUCAUAACCAUAUUGUAAUUGUUGACACAGAAAAUAUUAAGGCUUUUCAAACUUUGGAAAGGCAUGCUACAGAUGUCACUAAAGUAAAAUGGGCUCGGGAAAAUUACUACCAUGAUCUUCAGCAUCCUUAUUCAUUGAAGUUAGCAUCUUUAGAUUCUGGUGGUUUAAUAGUUAUUUGGGAUGUCAAAGAAGGAAAACCAAUGACAACAUUUUCUGAGCCCGGAAAAGCUGCAAUUGAUAUAGAAUGGCUUCCAGGUGAAGAUUUGUGCCAAAAUCUACUCUUAGGUCUACAUCCACCAUAUUCUAUAGUAUUGUGGAAUACAGAAACUGGAGCUAAGUUAUGGAAGAAAUCCUAUACAGAAACAUUACUUUCUUUUGCUUUUGAUCCAUUUUCAAUCAGAAAUAUUGCUUUUUUAGCAUCAGAUUGCAUUUUAUUUGUUGAUGACUUCAACUUAGUUAAAACUCCAUCCAGUAAUGGCCGUAAAUUCUGUAUUUCCAAUCCUUCAUCCAGUACUUCUGCAGCUGAAGGAAAAGUGAAAGCUGUCACUAGAAAUACUUUAACGAAAAGAAUAUGGCUUCUGUCUAAAUCUGACUCAAAAACUAGUGAGGAAGGAGUUACAUUGCAAGAAUGCCUCACACUCACUUAUCACAAGACCUAUCGACAUCAUCUUCUUCUUUUAUAUCCGAAAGAAGUUCUCAUUUUAGAUCUUGAAAUAAAUCAGACUGUUGGCAUUGUGUCAUGUGAGCAUUCAUGUUCUUUCAUGAUGCAGUUAUAUUCAUGUAACCAGAGAGAUGCCUUCUACAUUCUUCAUGACUCUGGAACAGUUUCCUUUCGACUCAGACAUCGUGGUCAAGCUGUAAUGGCGCUCGCUACUCCUUUAGAGUGUUCUGAUACUGGCAUAAACACUAACGAUUCCAGUUUAGAAGUGACAUACGAUAUGCAGUGUCAGUCAGACUCUUUGAGACUUACAAAACAUGCAAAAGUGACUGGAAUGGCAGUCUGUCCAUUGAGUGAACAAAAAAUAGCUCUUCUUGUUAGUGAUGGUCGAAUAUUGUUUUUAGAAGUGGCAGCUUAUCACCUGAUACAAAAUGUAAAUUUUCUUCCUCCUUAUUUAUCCAUGAGCAUGGAUCCUCAGCUUUUCACUAAAAAAGAAGAACCUUUCCCUCCAGAUGUAUUGCCCAUUAUUUCUGAUGCUCAUCAUCCUGCCAACACACUCGCUGAUCAUCUUCCGCCCACACUCUAUCGCUAUGAGGACAUUGCCACUGCUUCAGUUAAAAAGACAAAACUGAAAAUGUUUAUUUAUGGAUAUCUUUGUGCACUGUCUGCCCCACCUCAUGUUUUGAGAAUGUGUCCUCCUGUUACAUUUCGCAAUUGGACUAUAUAUAGACCUUUAAUGGCUGUGGGAAAUGCUAGUGGUAGUAUUCAAGUGAUCAAUAUGGCAACAGGAAUUAUAGAAAAAGAAUAUGCCCUUCAUACUUCUCCUGUGAGGGGUAUAGAGUGGAUUGGUCUGACAUCUUUCCUGUCAUACUCCCACCCAAACACUGUUAAUAAUCUUGGCCAAGUCAGAAAUGAGUUGAUGUUGCUUGAUCUGCAGUCUGGCCGUAUCAGGAACCUACGAGAAGAAAGGACUGAAGAAUCACCGAUUGACAUGAUUCGUGUUUCAUACCUUAGGCAAUAUCUUAUUGUGGCAUUUAAAGAUGAGCCAUUUGAAAUUUGGGAUUUACGCCAGCUUGCUAUUCUUCGUGUUAUGCCAAAAAAUUUUCCUGUAGUAACUGCAUUGGAAUGGUCACCUGGACAUUAUAAAAGAAAAGAAUCAUCAUUAGAGCUAUCCUUUGACAAAGUAAAAGAAUCCACACCUUCAAGUUUAGAUUAUAACCCUGAAAGUGAUGGUUCAACAAAAUCAGUGACAUAUACAAAAGAGCAUCUGGUAUUUACAGAUACAAAUGGGCAGCUGUAUCAUUUUUCUGUUGAAGGCAAUGUGGUUAAACAUGGAUCUGUUAUACCAUCUGAUCAAGCGAUGGGUAGCGUGACUUGUAUUGCCUGGAAAGGGGAUCAUAUUGUCUUAGGAGAUGUUGAUGGAAAUUUAAAUAUCUGGAAUUUGAGGGGGAAAGUGUCAAAAGGUAUUUCAACGCAUCGAGGAUGGAUUAAAAAAAUACGCUUUGGACCAGGCAAGGGUAAUAUGAAAAUACUAGUCAUGUACAGUGAUGGGGUAGAUGUUUAUGAUGUAAAAGAAGUUUGUUUUUUACAUCAAGUGAGAUGCCCUCGAGAUAUGCCAAAAGUCCAAGACAUGGACUGGGUUGGAUCGGAUCGCCCUGUCUUGGCUACAGCAGACGGAAGUCUUCGAAUAACAGACAUAACACUGAAACAAUUUUCUUCCAGCAUUCCUGACUAUCAACCCUCAGAUUUUCCAAUUGCACCACAUAUUUUGUCUCCUAAAGUAUCGUUUUACAUGAAAAGUUUCUUGCAUCAUAUAUUAUGGAGGCAGGACUUUAAACCAGACAUUGACCAACAAGAUAAUUCUGAUAUGCUUUGGGCUGAAGAGCAAGUAAAUUCAAUCGGAGAAGAAUUAAAAACGUUUCUAAAAUCAUGUCCUUUUGGUAUUGCUGAACGAUGCUUACAUGUAUCCAGGUUAUUUGGAGACCAAGAAGGAUGCAGAUUUUGGACCGUGGCUUUACAUUACUUGAAACUCGCCAAACGCCAGAAAUUUAAAGUUGAUUCGGAUAUAAAAGAGGAAACAGCUGGUGAAAAUUUUUUUGAUCAGCCAUUGGACACUGGCUUCGACUUCUUUUGUGAUAAUGACGUAUAUAAGAAGUUGCAAUUGGACAGAGUACGUCUACACUUAAGCAAACGAACAACUUAUACUCAAACGCAGCAGUGUGCAGAGCGUCUUUUGCUUUUAGGUCAAACUGACCAAGCAGUUCAAUUGCUUCUUGAAACUGAGUCUGAAAAUGAUAAUUUCUAUGAAGACUGCCUAAGAGCGUGCCUCAUUGCGACUGUUCAGUCGUCUGGUACUUCCCAGUCAAUAAUCAAACUGGUGUCCACCAAUCUGAUAGCCAGUGGUCGAAUAUCAGAGGGUGUACAGCUACUAUGUUUGAUUGAGAAGGCAUCCGAUGGCUGCAGGUACUUACAGGGAUCACAACGAUGGGACCAAGCUGUAUGGCUGGCAAAGUCCACAUUAUCAGUAGCUGAAAAUCGAGAAAUUUUGAAACGUUGGGCAGAUCACUUACGCUCUUCAAAUAUCGAUCAAAAAAAUAAGGCACUUUUAUCUGUGCUUUCCAUUCAGGAAUUUUGGACUGUGAUCAAGUUUUUGCAUUCAUUUGGUAUGUUUGAAAGAGCAGCUCUGUUUCUUCAAGCCACUUUGGAAUUCGGUUUGUUGACUAAAACACCCGAUAACUCUCAAGAUAUAGAUGUUAUUUUUAUGGAUUAUUCAAAAUACUUACUGUCAAUCAAAAACAGAAGCUCUGCUAUACACUACUGUAAAUUGGUAUCGGACAUAGGAGAUGACCUGAGGAAACAAUUCCACUUCAUUUCUGAUGACUCAUAAAACUUCACUGGAGUAUUGACAUUAAUUUCAAAGUUGCUAAAACUUUUUAUUUUCAUUUUAUUUAUGCUUCACUCAAGAUUGAUUCCAAAUACUGCAUUCGGUACUUGUAUAUGGAAUUGCGCUGUAAACUUGAAUUGAC
Molecule: messenger RNA, 4212 nt
Organism: Parasteatoda tepidariorum (common house spider)
Lineage: Eukaryota; Metazoa; Arthropoda; Arachnida; Araneae; Theridiidae
Product: WD repeat-containing protein 11
Cellular component (GO): cytoplasm
Molecular function (GO): protein binding
Source: RefSeq, a predicted model, not a curated record